Messenger RNA from Ictalurus punctatus (channel catfish), 4285 nucleotides. RefSeq names its product tRNA-yW synthesizing protein 3 homolog (S. cerevisiae) (gene tyw3). Lineage: Eukaryota; Metazoa; Chordata; Actinopteri; Siluriformes; Ictaluridae. Gene Ontology annotation, biological process: tRNA methylation. The transcript is spliced from 6 exons. Gene Ontology annotation, cellular component: cytoplasm. Gene Ontology annotation, molecular function: tRNA methyltransferase activity. The record is from RefSeq and is a predicted model, not a curated record. The coding region runs from base 167 to 997 and encodes 276 amino acids.
GUAUGCCAGAGAAGAGUCGAUUUCUUAUUUGGGCUCGAUUCAGAGUCGGAUCACGGGAGGAGGGACUCGCUGGAAGAAACAACGCGUUCUAGCAAUGCGUUCAACUUCAAAGCUAGCAUGCCAACACAGCUAAAAUAAUCAUUAUUUAAAACCUGGAAAUGUCUGAAUGCAGAAAGUGAAUGAGUCGAAUUAUUAUUAUAAGCGUUCAUUAGUCAAGUGUACCGCUAUGGAAGGAGAAAACGCGUUUAAACUGUGGAAGAAGCAGUGUCUAAACAAGAUGGACUUGAGUAAAAAGGGCAGUGUAGAUGAGGACAUUAACACUGUGGUCUCCUUUCUAAAUAAUUCGGACAACUAUUUCACCACAAGUUCGUGUUCUGGAAGAAUCAUCCUGAUUGACGGGGUGUCUGACUGUGUUGAUGUGCAGAAGCAGAAUUGUUCCUGGCUCUUUGUCACUCAUAACAAGUGUACAAAAGAUCACGUGAUGGCCGGUUUGGAGGAAUCUUCUGGAGACGCUGUUUUUAAGUUUGAACCUUGUGUUCUUCAUGUGCAAUGCAGACGGCUAGAGGACGCACAGCUCCUGCACUCCGUCGCCAUAAACUCAGGGUUCAGGAACUCUGGAGUGACCGUGGGAAAGAAAGGCAAAAUCAUUAUGGCCGUGCGCAGUACCCACUGUCUCGAAGUUCCUCUCAGCCACAAGGGGAAAGUCCUGGUUUCUGAAGACUACAUCACUUUUCUUGUCGGAGUUGCGAAUAGUAAAAUGGACGAAAACCUCAAGAGGAUCGAAAGGUUUUACGACUGUCUGAGAUCUUCGCUGGAACCAGAGGAGGAUAAAAGGUGUGUAAAGGACGCAGAGGCAGAUGAGAACGCUGUGUACAGACGGAGGAGGAGGAGGAGGAGGAGGGAGCGGGACGUCGCGGGAUCAGACUGUAGCGUCAGACAGCAGAGUGACAGUGAGCACGAUGACGAGCUGAACGGCCAACUGACGUUAUUCUCUUAGAGCCGUCUCUGGAUGCUGCAUGGCUUUAAUGAGGCUCGACAACUCCUCCUCCUGAACAGCCUGAUUAUUAUUAUUAUUAUUAUUAUUAUUUUAAUUUUUUUUAGUGGAGAUUUUCCUCAAUUUUCUAUGAAAUCGCAGUAAGCUCCCAUUCUGUGUUUUAUGUAAAAAUGUAAGGGGGGGGGCACAAAAAAUCUCAGAUAACUGGAUCUCAUACUUUGAAAAAAGCCGCAGCCAGCAAUCAAGCGUUUUUGGCCACGACGAUCACAAAAAAAAAAAAAACACUCCACAAAAUCCUGUACCACAUUCUUCGUUCUGAUUGGUCAGAAAGUAUUGAUUCAUCUUUCAAUAACUCUUCCACCUACAAGGCAAAUCACAGGCUUAUAUUAAUUUAGCAUAUUACAUAUUCUGUAAGGAGACGCUUAUUUAAUUAACGAUGGUGGAAGGAGUCUCCAGUGUCAGUCGGAGGUAAAGCUGUAACGAUCCACAGAUUUGUCUUAUCGAAUGAAUGAAAGAAUAAAUAAAUAAAUAAAUAAAUAAAGGACAGGCGAGUGAGGGAAUGAUUGUUUAAAGCUGCUAUAACGUAAGCGCGGACUCGACAUUCCACAAUAUUAAACGUACCUAUAAAUGGAUAAAUAACACUUUGGAUUGAAUAACACAAAUGUAAUUGCCGUAGAGAAAUAAAACAUUUGAGGCGCGGCCUAUAAUCGGCGUCCGGAUGAUUAUAGGCCACGCCUCAAAGUGUUUGAUAAGCGCCUUACUUCUUACUUUCUCUCAUGAAGACGCUGCAUCUCGGCUUCCGCGCGCUUAACUCAGGGCUGCGUCGGUGUUGUUAUUCAGUCCUCGACAGCAAAUUAAAGAAACGAGACAUUACCGUCGUUCCUGUAUUUGACGGGACAGCGCUUCAUCCGUUCUUGAAAACGCGGAGCCGCCCGAUCUUUAAUCGAGCGCACGCUUUUGAAAAACUCUGAUUUAAUCUCCCACGUGCGCGCUAUAGGUUACAGUGUAUCUGUUUCUAAUGAGACGGUGUUUCUUCGAAAGUGAGCGCGACCGCCUCUUUCGCCUGCGAAGACGGAAGACGCAGGAUAUGGCGGCGUGACGUAGGAACCGGCCAGGUCGUCGGUCUCUGCCGGACCGUCGCUCCUGAAGCUGGGCUGCGGUUUGGAAGCCCGUUUCCUCGGGAUUACAGAUCAUUACUCUUACAGCCCCGGGUCAGCGAUGGCUCAUUUGGAGGUUCCGGCUCAUUAGCGAGUCCCUCCUGUACUGCGUGAGGUUAACGAUGAGUUGUGCUGAAGUGUACACAGGUGUGUUUGUGAAUUCGAUCAGGAACAGCUGGGGAUCCAUGUGCGCUGUGCUGCGGGCUGGAGAAACCCGAUUAGUGGACCAUACAUGACUGACGGGAAGUUCUGUUCAAAGACGUUAACGUUUUAAAAGCUGAUGCGUUUAUGUAGUUGAGCACAGACGAGGGUUAGGGUUAACCGUGACCGCUGGGCUGUACUGGGAUUCGAACACUCGACCUUCUGAUCAGUAGUCUAGAGCCGUAACCGGAGCUUUGACUGUCCGUGGAGAAACGCGACGAAGAACUUUUCAAACUGAAUCAAAGGCAAGGACCAUUAAGGCUCUGGGUUUCUGAUCAGAAUGUCGGGGGUUCACGCCCCAGCGCUGCCAAGCUGCCACUGUUGGGCCCUUGAGCAAGGCCCUUAACCCUCUCUGCUCCAGGGGGCGCUGUAUCACGUCCGACCCUGCGCUCUGACCCCAGCUUCCUAACAUGCUGGGAUAUCCGAAGAAAAGAAUUUCACUCUGCUGUAAUGUAUACGUGACUAAUAAGGACUCUUUAUCCUCACCGGUACACGCUUUAGUACCUUUUCUCCAUACCUAUACGGUACGAUACCAACUCGGGGUGGGUGAAUGCUAACACGCGGCUCCUUUGAGAUACCAACGAUACCAACUCGGGGUGGGUGAAUGCUAACACGCGGCUCCUUUGAGACGCAAGACAGCAGCCAAUCGUGUCUUUUCGACACGUCACAGUGCGGCGUAACACACCCGGAGGAAAGCGCUAUCCGCCCUCUUCCACAUACGUGACCUGGAGUGAUGUAGCUGAGGUUGAGGAACUGUCAGAGCCAGAAUUCACAUGCCAUGCUGACAUUUUUACAUCUUCCUUCCAUUGGUGUAAGGUUCAUUAAAAACAUACAAAUAAACCCCUUCUGGUUUAGGACAUGCCCACUUUAGAUUUAGAUACAGGUAUUUGAAACAGAUUGAGAUACCAAUUGUAACACCUCUACUCUUAUUAUGUAUCUAAUCUAUUUUAAAGGGACACUGUAUCCAUGUUUAAGGUGGACGAUAGAGGGUACCACCUCAGUGACACGUAAAGGUACAGUUUACUACACUUUUUAGUAUAUGAGAGCAUAUCCGUUGAUAUCGGUGGUAGUGGUGCUGGCUUGGGCGUAAAACCUGCCGUGGUUCCUCUCACCUCUCCUGUCGCUUUCUGCUGCAGGUGGAUGGUUCCAGUUUGUUUACGUUCAAGUCUCAUGCUUACGUCAGUGUUGAAUCUGACCCGGAUUCUGUAGAUUUGCUGCUGUAAUCAUAAAGACUUGGGAGUGGUCAUCCCAGGACUCUUUACUCUUCUACAUGUUUAUACUGUACAUUUUGAGACAAGGAUUCUUCAUGAUGUUUUUUGUUUUGUUUUUUUCGCCUCUGGUUUGCUCAUCAGGGACUGUAUAAAUAAAAUAAAAUAGAUUGGAAUUGAAUGUAAAAUUAAAAUGGGUGUUGAAUUGUGUUCAGUAAUUCACCAGUAGAGGGGGUUAAUGCACCUUCACUAAGGACUGAUCUGACUCCAAGGCCUAAAGGUUUAAGGGGAAAAUUUGAGAACUAUAAAGCUAUAUAGAUGAUUUCCCAUCAUUCAGUGUAUUAAUGAUGAUGAUGAUGAUGAUGAUGAUGAUAAAAGUCAUCUUGCAGUUGAUUUGUUGGAGCUGGAGCUCCGAUUUUGUCUGGAUUUGAUCCUUUGUAUGUGACAGCUGAGAAACCUGGGACUAGGAUGAACUAAAAUUGUGAUAUUAAAUGACCGAUAUUUUACGUGUAACUUCAAAUGUAUUAGUGAAAAUAACAGUCCUGAAUAUUAGUUAUUGGAUCAAGUGAUAAAUUAACAAGUGAAAAAUGAAUCAUUUGGAAAAAAAGGAGUCAUGAUAAAUUAACACGUGAAAAAAAAUAAUCAUUUAAAAAUAUGAAUCAAGUGAUAAAUUAACAAAUGAAAAAUGAAUCAUUUGAACAAUGACUUGGGAUUAACAAGUGAAA